Cajanus cajan (pigeon pea) is the source of this 712-nucleotide messenger RNA. RefSeq names its product cytoplasmic dynein 2 light intermediate chain. The record is from RefSeq and is a predicted model, not a curated record. NCBI's taxonomy places the organism in Eukaryota, Viridiplantae, Streptophyta, Magnoliopsida, Fabales, Fabaceae.
CCAGUAACCAAUAAUCGGAAGAAUCAAUGAUGUUUCAGAGGAAGCAAAACGAAACAUGAUUUGCGUUUGAUGAAUAGCAACGAUGAACGCAGUGAAGCAUAGAUUGUUGCAUACUCUUCGCGGUAAUGCGCCUACGGAGACACUGAAGAGAAAAGCGUUGGAAUUGGAGAAGAAAAGGAAGACGAGGCGAUCGAAGAGCAAGGACCAGUUCAUCGUCCCAGUUCCCGAAUCCCUCUCCUACCUCGACACCGCCACCAUGCCCAUGGUCGUCGCCGCCGUUGGAAUCGUAGUCUUCGCCAAGCUCCUCAUGAUGAUUGAUGAAUCGAGGUCCGAAGAGUUGCUGGAGCGUAAGAUAAAGAAUUCCCCUGAAGGUCAAGGUAGUGUUAGAAUGCUCACCCGAGAAGAGUGGGAGAAGUAUCGAGAAAUCAGACCUAGGACUCCAUAUGAGUCCAAGUUUUCUCGUCCUAAUGCCAGAAUAAGAUCAGGAGAACCACUGAGUCCGGAGGAUGUGAAGGAUUGGACAACUGAUGUUAUCAUGGAUGCUUUUCACAGAGUAGAAGAGUAUGGUAAACAUCGUUCUAAGUAAUGUAACUUGUCCUGAUAUUAACCUUGAAUUACCCCCCCUCUUUUUUUUUUUUGCUUUUUUAAAUGUAAUGCUUAGAUAAUUUCCAGUACUGUGUUUAUGUGAUCUCUGUGAUGAGAUGGAUUGGAA